CAGCAGCCAGCUCAGACCUCAGACCUCACCUCCAGCCCAGCCCAGUCGGGGUCCGUCGCCAUACCAGCACCAGCACACGUCACAGCUCACGCAUCGUCGCAGCUCCGCAGCUUCAAAGAGAAGUAUGGACGGCAAAAGAAAGAGGAUCGCCUCGUCGCAGAGCAGCAACGGGCGGCCGAACAAAACACGAUCGUCGCAGGGGCAGUCGAAGAAGGCCGCAGGUGACCUGAAGGCCAGCCAGCAGCCUGGCCCGCCGGCCGUCCUCAAGUGCUCCAUCGACCCCGUAGAACGUGGUCACGAUGGCAUGACUGCGGGCGACUUCACCCUCCGCCUGGCCUUCUCCGAGGACGAGCUCACGGCCGACGACAGGAGGGUCAUCGUCAAGGCCUUGAAGGGCAGCAGGAUGGUGUGCGGCGUGCUGGAGGAGCGUCACGGGGUCGCCAAGGCCAAGGGCUACCCCAGGAGCGCGGCCAGGGGCCUCGGCCCGCUGGUGCAGCGGCUGCCCGCGGUCGCCGAGGGGCAGGUGCUACCCGAGGGCACCGUCCUCUUCCUCCCGGUCAGGGCGAGGGCCAAGUACUACGUGCUCGAGAGGACCGUGUGCACCAAGACGCACGUGCGCGACGAGGCGCGCGUCCUGGGCCACGUCACGGAGCGCAUGAAGGCGUUCACGUUCAUCCUCUGCGACGGAACGUGCGAGGGCGAACCCAACCGGUUCUGCGACUGCGAGAACGAGUCGGACUGUGAGUGCGACGACGAGGCGACCUGCAGGUGCGACGACGCGGGCGAGACGACAUGCGAGUGCGUGCUGGACGAGGUGCGCUUCGAGGGGGGCAGCGGUAGCCCCGCCACCGGCGAGGCUACCUCUUCCUCCGAGUCCUUCUUUGACUCUGAAUCCGACUGACCCGCAGAGGAGAGGGUUGGCAGAGCAUUGCAAAAAGGCCUUCUCUGACCUAAGCGGCUAGAGACGGCCGCCGGUCAGAGGAGGCCUUAUUCCAAUGCUCUGAGGGUUGGCCUCCCAGCCGUGUGGCAGAACGUGUUGCUAUAGACCGCGUGAAUGUAGCUAGAUUUCGACAUUUGUACAUAUAAGCCCAUGUACUUUUUAAUUCGAAAUACAUAUAUACUGCGGUUU
This is a messenger RNA of Frankliniella occidentalis (western flower thrips), 1129 nucleotides long. RefSeq lists its product as uncharacterized. The coding region runs from base 125 to 901 and encodes 258 amino acids. The record is from RefSeq and is a predicted model, not a curated record. Lineage: Eukaryota; Metazoa; Arthropoda; Insecta; Thysanoptera; Thripidae. The transcript is spliced from 2 exons.